Molecule: messenger RNA, 699 nt
Organism: Physella acuta
Lineage: Eukaryota; Metazoa; Mollusca; Gastropoda; Physidae
Product: mitogen-activated protein kinase kinase kinase 2-like
Biological process (GO): protein phosphorylation
Molecular function (GO): protein kinase activity; ATP binding
Source: RefSeq, a predicted model, not a curated record
AUGCCUGGAAGAAACUCUGGUAAAGAUCUUGAGGAACUUGAAUAUACAACUGAGUGUUUGAAAGAGAUGAGUAAAAAUAGAGAAGCUAGCCAAAAAAUUAUUACCAGUCAAGAUUUAACUGACCGCUUGGUAAUGCUGGAUAACUCUGGAAACCGCAGUAUUUCGGAAAAUCAGCAGGAGUGUCAAUUUGGGUCUAGAACCCUCUGCUUCCCCCAUUGGUUCCAGUAUGACAACUGUCUGGGAACUCUCGCAUCUUUUGUCUCUUUGAAAGGAAAUUUAGAUGAGAAGAUGACUCGUCAUUUUACUAUUCAAAUUUUAGAAGGUGUCAAUUACUUGCAUCAAAAAGACAUUUGCCAUAGGGAUAUUAAAGGUAACAGCAUCUUGAUGGAAGAUGACAUGAAUAUUAAGUUAACAGAUUUUGGAAUUGCUGAAUUUAUUAAUGGCAAUGGAAUGGUAACAGAGAAAGGAACAGUGCGUUAUAUGGCUCCAGAAGUGAUGAGUGUCGGCUGCACUGUGAUGGAAAUGUUGACAGGAAAACCACCCAACUCGUCACUUCCGACACCAAAUGUUGUCUUCAGAACUGUUAUGGGAGAGCCACCUCAUUACCAGCUGUCUCCAGCAUCAUCAGUUAACUUACUGGAGUUUUUAGACAAGAUUUUACACCUCCAGCAUCAUCAGUUAACUUACUGGAGUUUUUAG